AUAGCCGGGUCGCCAUGGGCUCCGCCCUCAGAACGCCGCGCUCACAAUCGGGGUUGCCGGUCAUCCAACUCGCUGUACCCUCGCCUCUGGGCUGCUGUUGGUCGAUUUCUUCUUUUACCAGGAAGAAAAAUGACAUCUGUUGCAGUUGAUCCAUACCCGAGUGUGGUGACUAGGGUGGCCAACCUACCCUUGGUGAGCUCCACAUACGACCUUGUCUCCUGGGCUUACAUCAGUACAAAAGAUCAGUAUCCCUGCUUGAAGUCGGUGUGUGAGAUGGCAGAGAAGGGCGUGAAGACCAUCACCUCUGUGGCCGUGACGAGUACUCUGCCUAUCAUCCAGAAGCUGGAGCCACAAAUUGUGGUUGCCAAUACCUAUGCCUGUAAGGGACUAGACAGGAUUGAGGAGAAACUGCCUAUUCUGAGUCAGCCAACAAACCAGGUUGUUGCCAGUGCCAAAGGUGCCGUGACUGGGGCAAAAGAUGCUGUGACGACUACUGUGACUGGGGCCAAGGAUUCCAUGGCCAGCACGAUCACUGGAGUGAUGGACAGGACCAAAGGAGCAGUGACUGGCAGUGUGGAGAAGACCAAGUCUGUGGUCAAUGGCAGCAUUAACACAGUCUUGGGAAGUCGGAUGAUGCAGCUGGUUAGCAGUGGAGUAGAAAAUGCGCUCACUAAAUCAGAGCUGCUGGUAGACCAGUACCUCCCUCUCACUCAGGAAGAACUAGAAAAAGAAGCAAAAAAAGUUGAGGGGUUUGAUGUGGUUCAGAAGCCAACUUAUUAUAUUAGACUGGGAUCCCUGUCUACCAAGCUCCGCUCACGUGCCUACGAGCAGGCUCUCAACAGGAUUAAAGAAGCUAAGCAAAAAAGCCAAGAGACUAUUUCUCAGCUCCAUUCCACUGUUAACCUGAUCGAAUUUGCCAGGAAGAAUGUGCAUAGUGCCAACCAGAAAAUUCAGGGUGCUCAGGAUAAGUUCUAUGUCUCUUGGGUGGAGUGGAAGAGAAGCAUUGUCCAUGAUGAUACAGAUGAAUCCCACUGUGCUGAACACAUUGAGUCACGUACUCUUGCUGUUGCCCGCAACCUGACUCAGCAGCUCCAGACCACGUGCCAUACCCUCCUGUCCAACAUGCAGGGUUUACCACAGAACAUCCAAGAUCAGGCCAGUCAUGUGGGGAUGAUGGCUGGCGACAUCUACUCAGUGUUCCGCAAUGCUGCCUCCUUUAAGGAAGUGUCCGACAGCCUUCUCACUUCUAGCAAGGGGCAGCUGCAGAAAAUGAAGGAGUCUUUAGAUGAUGUGAUGGAUUAUCUUGUUAACAACACACCCCUCAACUGGCUGGUAGGUCCCUUUUAUCCUCAGCCGACUGAGUCCUAGAAUACUCAGGACCAAGGUGCAGGAACAGACACAGCUAGCCAGGAGGCCCAACAGCCUCAGCACAGAACACAUUAAACCUGUCCUUGUCGCCAGUGCAUGUUGCAGCCGGCCAGAUGAUACCUUCUGUUACGCUGAAAUUAACCUGCUAGACAACUCUGAUUGGGGAAGUAGCUUGCUAGAAAAAAGGUUCUCAGUUGUAGUCAUUUCCAACUGAAUUAAGAGCUUUGAAGUUUCUGGCUGUAACAGAUGAGUUCUGUUUAUCUGGCUUGUAAAAAAGAAUGAUAGAUUGAUUGGAGCAUUGCCAGAACUCAAAAAAGUUCAGUGCAUUUAUAGUCUCUCUGUGUUACCACUGUUGCUGUCUCUGUUGAAUAAAAACACCUUCAUGUUGCCUAUGGUAUAAACUGAUGUCGGCUCCAGUAUGGUCUGAGCAGGCCUCCUCGCUGGUUUGUCUCACAUUACAUGCUUGUACAACUUCAGUUUUUUAUUUUCCAUAAAGGAAUGUCCCCUGAUGAAUUCAAUAAAAUUCAUUGCAGAAUAGA
This is a messenger RNA of Manis pentadactyla (Chinese pangolin), 1907 nucleotides long. RefSeq names its product perilipin 2 (gene PLIN2). The record is from RefSeq and is a predicted model, not a curated record. The transcript is spliced from 8 exons. Lineage: Eukaryota; Metazoa; Chordata; Mammalia; Pholidota; Manidae. Gene Ontology annotation, biological process: lipid storage; positive regulation of triglyceride storage. Bases 130 to 1368 code for a protein of 412 amino acids. Gene Ontology annotation, cellular component: cytosol; lipid droplet.